GAUGUGAGGAAAAGAUAGCAUUAUUACAAAGAGAGGAAAAGAUAGCAUUAUUAGAAAGAGAGACAAAGAGAGAGAUCAGAUGGGAAGGAGUCCAUGUUGUUCUAAAGAAGGACUCAACAAAGGAGCUUGGACUGUUUUAGAAGACAAAAUCCUCACAGCUUACAUCGAAGCACAUGGAGAAGGUCAAUGGAGAAACCUUUCCAAAAAAGCUGGUUUGAAGAGGAGUGGAAAGAGUUGCAGACUUAGAUGGCUGAAUUAUCUAAGGCCAGAUAUUAAGAGAGGUAACAUCUCUCUUGAAGAAGAGGACCUCAUCAUCAGACUCCAUAAACUUCUUGGCAACAGAUGGUCUCUCAUAGCUGGGAGGCUUCCUGGGAGAACAGACAACGAAAUAAAGAACUACUGGAACACUAUCUUAAGCAAGAAAAUACUUAAUAAAGAAAAGUCAUCAAGCUCCUACUCCGGCGAUGAUGAAGAAAAAGCCACCAAAACAAGCAACCGAGUGUCGUCGGAUUCAGACGCCGGUGGUGGUGGGACCACCCAAGUGAUAAGAACCAGGGCCAGUAGGUGCACCAGACCAGUGGUUAUUCCAAACCCAACAACUACUACUACUACUAUUUCUCCCACCAUUGAUGAACCACCACCACCAUUACUAGAGCUUGAUCAUAAUAAUAAUCACUACAGUCAUCGUUUAUUCACAAACGAUCAUCAGCCACAGAUAAACUCGGUGGAUCGUUAUCACGGCGGCGACGGUGAUGAUUAUUUUGGAGUUUUGCUGCUGCCCUGUGACGACGCCGUUUUGAUGAAUGAUUGGUCAGCGGUGGUUAAUGAUUAUGAUAUUGAUCCGAUUAGUAGUUUUGAGGAAACAAAUGAUGACAUCUUUGAUUUUGAUUUGAACUCGUUUUGGUUGAAUCUAGCUAGCUAUUAGUGAGUGGCUAUUGUGAUGAGAAGAAAAAAAAUUGGUGAGCAACCUUUUUUAUUUUAUGAUUUUAUGAGAGAGUAAAAUGAAAUAAAAUCAAAUAAAAUGUAUGUAUAUAUAUGUAGCCGAAUAAUAAUUAAUGAUGAUGAUUGGCUAUUUAAAUAA
Humulus lupulus (European hop) is the source of this 1081-nucleotide messenger RNA. RefSeq names its product transcription factor MYB1-like. The record is from RefSeq and is a predicted model, not a curated record. The transcript has 3 exons. Lineage: Eukaryota; Viridiplantae; Streptophyta; Magnoliopsida; Rosales; Cannabaceae. Bases 80 to 925 code for a protein of 281 amino acids.